This is a messenger RNA of Parasteatoda tepidariorum (common house spider), 3417 nucleotides long. RefSeq lists its product as uncharacterized. NCBI's taxonomy places the organism in Eukaryota, Metazoa, Arthropoda, Arachnida, Araneae, Theridiidae. The record is from RefSeq and is a predicted model, not a curated record.
ACUUUCAAAUUGCGAAAACACCGCAGACUGCAGUGACCUUCAACGGAAAAUGCCCGAAUUAUCCCAUCUCCGUUCAUCCUCUUCUUUGUAAACAGUCUCUUCUAAUAAUCGAUGUUUUCUGCGCAAUAACUCCUCAACAGCUGUAAUAUUUAGUGAUUUUCGAAGUGUUUAUGAAGCAACAUCAAAUUUUGAAAAAAUAAAUUCUCCCAGGAAAAAUGAGAAAUUGACUGAUUGUGGCAAUAUCAUAAAAAGGAAGACAGGAUAUAACUCUGAUAAAGAAGACAGUCUUCUGAAAAGAAAAAGACGGAAAGUAAAAUCUAGAUUAUUUAACAAUUCUUACCAAACGGGUGCAUAAGUUAUUAAAACAAGUUGGUAAUAAAGCAUUUUAAUUUUUUAAACCCUAAAAUUUUCCUUUAUAAAAAUGGUAUUUGCUGUAGGCUUAGCUGUUGUUACAGCAAUUAAUCCUGCUUCAUCCGUGGUAACGGCACCAUUACUAACUAAAAUAGGUUCAGGAGCAGUCGGAGCUGCAGCUGGAACUGCUGUUGGAGUUGCAACUGGUACAGCUGCAGGCGCAGCUACUGCUGGAACAGCAACUGCUGGAGCUAUCGCUAUUAAAGCCACUGCAGGUGUAACUGGUGCUGCUUUAACAGGCGUUAAUAUAGCUAUCGGUCCUCCUGGCUGGAUUGUGUUAGGGAAAUCUGAUUAUUCCUGGACAUGUUGGAAAAAAAUAAUCCAUGAUGAUAGUGAUAGCGAUGAUGGAGUUCCGUUAGCCUACAUAUUUGAUCACCAUAAUGUAAAGUCAGUGUCCAAUCAUGAUGACCAUUAUAGCGUUGAAAAUGUUUGGGGAGAAAAAUUUAAGAUUUAUUUUGUAAAACUUCCAAAUGGGAACAUUGCUGCUCACGCCGAAUAAAUUUUUUUGGUUUUAUAUGGGCUUUUACAGUUAUAAUUGAUAAUUUUUCUUGAUUAGUUGUAGCUAUUAAUUAGAGAAUGUCUGUUCUCUAAAUUGUUAUGUAUGGUAUGUUCAAAUGUUAAUUUGAAGCAGAGUGAUCCCAAAUUAAGUGCCAAGCCCCCAAAACAUGGGUUUAGGCUUCCCUAAAAAUGACCCGUAAAGUUUAUUCGGCAAAGAAAAACUACCAUGCAGAACCCAUGUAGAAACAACCCAUGUAGAGUAUUUCGAAAUGUUGACUUUAUUAAAUGUAUUUUCGUGCAUAAAAAUGUGGUUUUAUAUGUAAUUUUGCUCUAUUUAAUCCCCUUCCAUAUGCUUUUCAAAUUAAUUUUUGAAUAAAGUCAUAAUUAAUUUUUUUAUGACGUUGCAUAAUAUAAAUUCCUUUUAGUUUAAUAAGAUGAUUUCAUCACUGUUAGAGAUAUGCAAUAUAAUAAUAUAUGAUAAUGAUAUAUAGAGCGAAAAAACUGAAACACCCUGAAUAACUUUUUAUCUAAUGAUCGGAUCUUCACGUUUUAGAACCUUAGUCUUAAAGGCUCCAGGGAGUGAAUUCAAAUAUGUUAAUUAAUUAGUGUAAACUAUAUUUUAUUACAAAAUUAGACCCAAAAAUAUUCUUUUGUGUCUGUCUUGUGAACUGCUUUUCUCUGAAUUUAUGUACCUUUUUUCUACAGAUUUGAAUUUGUGACUCCCAAAAUAUUGUAUAGUUCAUAUAGUUUGGUCAGGAGAGUCCAGUAGGUCAUUUUAAAGUAAGGAUGCACAACUUGUAGUCCGCGGGCCACACGCAGCCCUGCAACUUUCGAUGUGUUGCUCACGGUAGCAACCUGAAUGCAAUGAAAAAAAUAUUUGUUUUUGAAAAAUUAAAAAAAAGUUCAUAAAUUUGAAAUUGUGCAUUUAAGUUUUUAAUGUACCCAAUCUCAACCAAUGCAGUUUUUCGAUCGCUUUUUUUCGAUGGUAAACGCUACGGAUUUACGCUAGUUUUGAAAAUCUCAAUAUUUUUUUCAAUUACGACAUUAUUAUGAUACAAGAAUAUUGAAUUUUAGUUAUCACGCUUGACUCUCUUCGUGUGUGACGAUUUUGUCAUAAAUCCAAUGACUUUUCAGUAGUUAUUAUUAGUAGUAGUUAUUUUCAGUAGUUCAGUACCCAUUUUUACGUAGUUUCUAAAAUCGCGAUUUUUUAAAAUUUGUUUUAACGUCUAGAAAGUUUUGAAACACUUUAUUUUCGCAAACUUCGUCGCAAACCUAAAUGUCUUUUGAUCCUUUUUCCGGUAGUUAUUGCUACGCAUUUUUGUGUGAUUUUUAAAAAUUUCGAUAUUUUUAGCUCGAUAUUAUUAUGAAUCGCGAGUAACAAAACGCUAAUUUAGAUAGUCAUUUUUGACGUGAUUUAUUUGUACCGAUUUUAUCGCACACCGAAUUAUUUAUGAAUCGUUAGUUAGGCAAUUAUUGCUACACAUUUCUACAAGGUUUCGAAAGUCCCGAUAUUUUUUUAUACGCUAUUACGAUACUUUAAUUUCAAAUAACGCAUUUAAAUACAUAAUUUUUUAAAGUGCUUUAUUUAUGCCGAUUUCAUCGCAAAUAUAAAGUGAUUUUAAUAAUUUCUUCGGUAGUUAUUACUGCACUUCUCCUCGCGAUUUAUAAAAUCUUGAUAUUUUUAUUACUACUGUUUCACGGCACGCAAGUUUUGAAUCGCGCAUUAAAAUAAUCACUUUUUACGUGCUCUGUGCCGAUUUUAACAUAGUAUAGGAUUUUCUUUUUGGUCGUUAAUUCUACUUGCAAUUUAAAAGUCACACAUCGUAAUUCGCAUUCACGUGAUCCAAAAUGAAAAAGUAAUCAGUUGUGCAAUUUCUAAUUUUAAACAUUUAGAAGUACUUAAUUUUAUGCCAACAUGUUACAAGAUUAACUGAUAGAAAGAAUUUAGUGCCUAGAACAAUGAUGUUUAUAUGACAAUUACUACCUAGAAUUUCAGUCAACAUGUUUGUCGAAAUACUUUGGCAUGCUGCCUGUCGUUGGUCACUCUGCUGGUCAUGCGGCCCUUCACUCAACAUUGUUGUGAACCCAAAUUUUAGGUAUUCUCAAAUACGUGACUUCUAUACUGAGACCUUAUGCAUUAUAUUUUGUAUGUUAUGAUUCUGUAAACUGUGACUUUAUAUGUUGCCAUUUGUUUUGCUAUAUUGUGAUUUUAUAUAAUGGUAUGUGUCUUGCUAUACUGUGAAUUUAUAAAUUGUACUUUGUAUGCAACAUAUUUAUAACAGUGCUAUUGGUGAAACUUUAUCAAUUUUGGCUUCUUUGUUAAGAUAGAGUGUUAUGAAAUUCAAAACAUAUUCAAAUAUUUAAAAAAAUAUUCGAAUCUGUUAUAUUCGAAAUACGUAACUUUGAUAAUAAUACUACUUCGCUUUCAUAAGGAUAUUACUUUACUUUUUCAUAUUGAUAUUGUUAUUGAUGUUGUGAUUUGAUACAAUAAAUUUAGAAAUAUUCUGA